This is a messenger RNA of Psammomys obesus (fat sand rat), 4878 nucleotides long. It is a transcript of the gene Tnn, whose product is annotated as tenascin N. The coding region runs from base 48 to 3941 and encodes 1297 amino acids. The record is from RefSeq and is a predicted model, not a curated record. Gene Ontology annotation, molecular function: protein binding. Lineage: Eukaryota; Metazoa; Chordata; Mammalia; Rodentia; Muridae. The transcript has 19 exons.
CUCUCUAGCCCUUCAGGCCUGGAGUGUCUUGAUCCCUUUCUCCAAGAAUGGGUCUCUGGGGGACGUUUGCCUUCCCCCUCGGGCUCCUGCUUGCUUCCGUGCUCCUGGCGGCUUCAGCCCCAGCCACUCCAGAGUCUCCUGGCUGCAGCAACAAAGAGCAACAGGUCACCGUCAGCCACACCUACAAGAUUGACGUUCCCAAGUCCGCUCUGGUUCAAGUAGAGACUGACCCACAGUCGCUCAGCGAUGAUGGGACAUCUCUCUUGGCUGCCGGGGAGGCUGGAGAGGAGCAGAAUAUCAUCUUCAGGCACAAUAUCCGUCUUCAGACACCGCAGAAGGACUGCGACUUGGCAGGCAGCGUCCAGGACCUGCUGGCGCGGGUGAAGAAGCUGGAGGAAGAGAUGGCAGAGAUGAAGGAGCGGUGUAGUGCCAGCCGCUGCUGCCAGGGAGCCGCCGAUCUGAGCCGCCACUGCAGUGGCCACGGGACCUUCUUCCCCGAGACGUGCAGCUGCCACUGUGAGGAGGGCUGGGAGGGCGCCGACUGCGAGCUGCCCACCUGUCCCGGGGCCUGCAACGGCCACGGGCGCUGCGUGGACGGGCGCUGCGUGUGCGACGAGCCGUACGUGGGCGUCGACUGUGCCUACGGCGCCUGCCCCCAGAACUGCAGCGGCAACGGCGAGUGCGUGCGUGGCGUCUGCCGGUGCUACGAGGACUUCACCGCCGAGGACUGCAGCGAGCGGCGCUGUCCCGGCGACUGCAGUGGGCAUGGCUUCUGUGACACCGGCGAGUGUUACUGCGAGUUGGGCUUUACCGGCCCCGACUGUUCUCAAGUGGUGGCUCCGCAGGGCCUACAGCUGCUCAAGAGCACCGAGAGCUCCCUGCUGGUGAGCUGGGAGCCCUCCAGCGAGGUGGACCACUACCUUCUCAGCUACUACCCUCUGGGGAAAGAGCAAGCUACGAAGCAGGUCCGGGUACCCAAGGAACAGCACACCUAUGACAUCACCGGCUUGCUGCCUGGUACCAAGUACAUAGUCACCCUGCGCAACGUGAAGAAAGACAUUUCCAGCAGCCCUCAGCAUCUGCUUGCCACCACAGAUCUGGCUGUUGUGGGCACUGCCUGGGUCAAUGAAGAGACUGAGACGUCCCUUGAUGUGGAGUGGGAGAACCCUCUGACUGAGGUGGACUAUUACAAGCUUCAGUAUGGGCCCUUAACAGGGCAGGAAGUGACUGAGGUCACUGUGCCCAAGAGCCGUGAUCCCAAGAGUCGAUAUGACAUCACUGGUCUGAAGCCUGGAACAGAAUAUAAAAUCACAGUUGUCCCCAUAAGAGGCGAUCUGGAAGGAAAGCCGAUUCUCCUGAAUGGCAGGACGGAAAUUGAUGGGCCAACCAAUGUGGUCACUAAUCAGGUGACAGAAGACACAGCAUCUGUUUCCUGGGAUCCAGUGAGGGCUGACAUAGACAAGUAUGUGGUGCGCUAUAUCUCCCCCAAUGGGGAGACCAAGGAGAAGGCAGUACCCAAGGACCAGAGCAGCACCGUCCUGACAGGCCUGAAGCCAGGAGAGGCCUACAAAGUCUUCGUGUGGGCUGAAAGGGGCAACCAGGGCAGCAAGAAAGCAGACACCAAGGCCCUCACAGAAAUUGACAGCCCAGAAAACCUGGUGACUGACCGGGUGACAGAGAACUCUCUCUCUGUCUCGUGGGACCCGGUGGAGGCUGACAUCGACAGGUACGUGGUAAGCUACACUUCCGUGGAUGGUGAGAUGAAGCAGGUUCCGGUGAGAAAGGAUCAGAGCAGCACCGUCCUCACCGGCCUGAGUCCAGGUGUGGAGUACAAAGUUUACGUGUGGGCUGAGAAAGGCGAUCGAGAGAGCAAGAAGGCCGACACCAAGGCUCCCACGGACAUUGACAGCCCCAAAAACUUGGUGACUGACCAGGUAACAGAGAACACUCUCAGUGUCUCCUGGGACCCUGUUCAGGCCAGCAUUGACAGGUAUAUGGUGAGCUACACUUCUGCUGAUGGAGAAACCAGGGAGGUGCCAGUGUCUAAGGAGAGAAGCAGCACUGUCCUGACAGGCCUGAGACCAGGCAUGGAGUACAAGGUUCAUGUAUGGGCCCAGAAGGGGACCCAGGAGAGCAGGAAGGCCAACACCAAGGCCCCCACAGAUAUUGAUAGUCCCAAAAACCUGGUGACCAACCAGGUGACAGAGACCACUCUCAGUGUCUCCUGGGACCCAGUAAAGGCUGACAUUGACAGGUACGUGGUGCGCUACACCUCUGUUGAUGGAGAGUCCAAAGAAUUUCUGAUUGGAAAAGAACAGAGGAGCACUGUCCUGACAGGCCUGAGGCCAGGUGUGGAGUACAAGGUGGAAGUGUGGGCCCAGAAAGGGGCCCGAGAGAGCAAGAAAGCCAACACCGAAGCUCACACAGACAUUGACAGUCCUAAAAACCUGGUGACCAAUCAGGUGACAGAAAAUACGGCCACCAUUUCCUGGGACCCGGUGCAGGCUGAUAUUGACAGGUACAUGGUGCGCUACACCUCUGCUGAUGGAGAGACCAGGGAGAUUCCAGUAAGGAAGGAGAAGAGCAGCACCGUCCUCACAGGCCUGAGGCCGGGUGUGGAGUACACUGUCCAAGUGUGGGCUCAGAAGGGGGCCCGGGAGAGCAAGAAGGCCAAAACCAAGGCCCCCACAGAAAUUGAUAGCCCCAAGAACUUGGUAACCAACCGGGUGACAGAGAAUACAGCCACCAUCUCCUGGGACCCAGUGCGAGCCAAAAUUGACAGGUACAUGGUACGCUACACCUCUGCGGAUGGAGAGACCAAGGAGAUCCCAGUGUCAAAGGAUCAGAGUAGCACCAUCCUGACAGGCCUGAAGCCAGGCAUGGAAUAUACCAUUCACGUGUGGGCCCAGAAGGGGAGCCGGGAGAGCAAGAAGGCUGACACCACGGCCAUAACAGAAAUUGACCCUCCUAAAAAUCUUCGUCCAUUUGGCAUAACACAUUCCAGUGGGGUAUUGACCUGGAUGCCCCCUGCUGCUCAAAUUGAUGGCUACAUUCUGACUUACCAGUUCCCAAAUGGCACCGUGAAGGAAGUGCAGCUCCAAAGAGGCCAGCAGAGGUUUGAGUUGGAAGACCUGGAACAGGGCAUCACCUAUCCUGUUUCCUUGGUUGCCUUUAAGGGGGAUCGCCGGAGCCGGAGUGUGUCUACCACGCUUUCUACAGUGGAUGCCCGUUUUCCACACCCCUCAGACUGCAGUCAGGUUCAGCAGAACACGAAUGCUGCCAGUGGCCUCUACACAAUCUACAUAAACGGUGAUGCCAGCCGGCCCAUGCAGGUGUAUUGUGACAUGGACACAGACGGAGGCGGCUGGAUUGUCUUCCAGAGGCGGAACACUGGACAGCUGGAUUUCUUCAAGCGUUGGCGGAGUUACGUAGAAGGUUUUGGGGACCCCAUGAAGGAGUUCUGGCUUGGACUUGAUAAGCUACACAACCUCACCACUGGCACUCCUACUCGGUAUGAGGUGAGGGCAGACUUACAGACUGCCAAUGAGUCCGCCUAUGCUGUGUAUGAUUUCUUCCAAGUGGCGUCCAGCAAAGAGCGGUACAAGCUGUCGGUCGGGAAAUACAGGGGCACAGCAGGCGAUGCUCUUACUUACCACAACGGAUGGAAGUUCACAACUUUUGACAGAGACAAUGAUAUUGCUCUCAGCAACUGUGCGCUGACCCAUCAUGGAGGCUGGUGGUAUAAGAACUGCCACUUGGCCAACCCUAAUGGCAAAUAUGGGGAGACCAAGCAUAGUGAGGGGGUGAACUGGGAGCCAUGGAAAGGACAUGAGUUCUCCAUUCCUUAUGUGGAGCUGAAAAUCCGCCCCUUUGGUUACAGCAGAGACCGUAUCUCUGGCAGAAAGAAACGUUCCAUAGGAGGAAAGGCGAGAAUGUUCUGAAGGCCCAUCUGAGCUGUUGUCACAGGAGAAAAAACAAGCUUGGGGUGGGUUGGGUGGUGGUGACUGGGGAGCUGAAGUCUGAGGGGUGCUCAUUGCCUCUAACGUCUUAGAUUGCUGGGUACCCACAGUGCUAAUGAUGUCAUCACAUGUCAACUUUUAGAGGCUCCUUCCUUGCCAUCUGCAUGUUUGCCAGUCUCUGCUGAGGGCCCCCAAAGUCAACAAUAUUGUAAUUGAACAGUGCAUAUGGAUGUGACACAGUGUUGGAGUCACAAGUUUUUUUUUUUUUUAACCCCAUCCUUAAUGACAGGUGUAUUGGAUUAGGGCGAAAAGAUGAAUCAUUCAGUAGACCACCAACUGGAAAUCUUUAGAAAUCGGUAGGGAUCUCUAUAUGCAUCUGGUAAUAUAGACCUUUAUAGAAAAAAACUAAAGUGAAGUUCUGAGCCCCUAGGGGGUUCAGAGCUGAGGCAGCCUGCUACUUGCUGUCUCCUGGGCCCCUGAUCUUUGGGGGAAAAGUACAAAUCUUACUCCUUUUAAAUUUCUUGUGUGGUGAAGAAUGAAGAGACUACAAAGGGGCCACAAAGUAUUCAUAUUUAGUUAAGUUCUGACUAAUCUCUAGCAUGCUGGAGAGCAAAGCUCCCAUUUCAUUGCUAUUUUAACCACCCCCUUUAAAGACAUUUGUAUAAUCUCUUUCAUAGAUCUGCAUAUGUUGUAAAUAAAUUUGCAGUCAUUUCAGCUUUAAAUAAUCUGUCUCUCUAAAUAACUGGCACCCUCAGUCUUCUCUGAGUUCCCCCCAGGCCCCUCAGCCCUCAGCUUCCCUCCUCACCUGCUCCCCACACUGGAAGCCUCUUCGUGUCAUCUGUUUUGUGUCUUUUGGUAUCAUUUUUGGAAGGUUUUCUGUCAGUGACCGUUGAAGUAAGUUAAAUUCCUAUUCAAGAAA